Molecule: messenger RNA, 864 nt
Organism: Orbilia oligospora ATCC 24927
Lineage: Eukaryota; Fungi; Ascomycota; Orbiliomycetes; Orbiliales; Orbiliaceae
Exons: 1
Coding region: 1-864 (287 amino acids)
Source: RefSeq, a predicted model, not a curated record
AUGGCAACCCUCGCCUCCCUCGUUACAAUGGCCGACCUUACCAAACGCCAAAACCCCAUUCCAGCUCCGAUCCCUCAAGGUCACUUCGGCCGCGACCGCUGGUACGCCCCGCGGUGGGCCAUGAUCCUCAGCGCCGUCCUAGCCGGUAUCUUCGUCGUCUCAAUCUGCGCCUGCAUCCUCGUCACCGUCUUCCGACGUCGUAAAUCAGGCACUUCAACCGCAGAAAUCAAACGCGCGAUCGCCCACCAACGUCGUAUGAGCGGUAUCGUCGACGAAGAUCCAGAUAACAUCAAACCCGUCAAGAGACUUAGGUCCUUCCAUAUGAAAAGUGCGGUUUCUAGUCCCACCUCUCCGUCUCCGAGGACACCGAAGGGAGCGAAUGCCGGGUUGUUUUCUAGGUUCUUUAGAAAGAAGGAUGGCAAGCGACUUCCUCCACUCGACGAGGAGAGGAAUGAAUCUUAUAGCUCCUUGAACUCUUACCCAGAAACUCCAGCUCUCGAUGAAAAAAUGUUGGAAGCUUCCCCCCCUCCAACCCCAGCUCCAGCAUUCGGAUGGUCUUCAAAUGUAGGCCCGGGACCCCAACAAAGAGGCAGUAUCGAUCAAGGUCCACCGGCGCCACCAUACUACCCCGGUGUCGGAGAGCAGAACACAGCUUAUAAGGGCGAUGUUAGACCACCAGCAGGCCAACGGGAAAGCGACAGCUUCUUACAAACCGGUACCGAAAAAACUAGCAGGGACGCCAAGAGAUUGAGUACCGACUACAACGAGAACUAUCAAACAAGGCCCAGCGGUGGUCUAUUCGACGAUGAUGAGGACGAGAGGAGGCCAUUGGGAUAUAACCCGGAUUCGAGGAGUGGGAAUUAA